AUGAUGGGACAACAGCAACAAGUUGGGGCGCCGGAGAGGGGUUCAUACGUAUCCUCCAACAAACUCUUCCACGGAGAUGCGUACAGAGACUUGUUGUGCUCCACUGAUGGUUUUGAUCGAGCAGAAACCCAGAGUGGAGGAGCUCUACGAACAGGAGGGGUUCCAGCACUUUUCUCAACGAAAUCGGUUGGUCUUCUAGUACAGUAUGCUGCAGUUGGGCUCAUGAUGGGAGCGCUUCCAGCAGCAGUUACACCAUUCUUGAGCUACUAUCUGAACAUGGAAGGCCAAUUGACUACAUCAGCUCGAGCCUUGCUUGGUAUUCCGUGGUCGAUGAAGGUGUUCAUCGGGAUCAUAUCGGAUUGUUUUUCCAUAUUUGGCUAUCGCCGUCGGCCUUACAUGGUCAUUGGAUGGGUACUUUGCUCGCUCUGCCUCAUUACGAUGGCUACACUCCCAUUGGAGAAGCCCUACUUUCCAGAAGCUUCGUGGCGCGCACUGAAGCCCAUAGAGUACACAAAGGAGGAAUCAUCUGCCAUUAACUACCACGCUCCAGCCUCAGGAGGAAUCUAUGUUGUUCUCAUGAUGGUAGCGACACUGGGCUAUGUAGUUGCUGAUGUGGCAGCAGACGGUGUCGUCGUCGAAUACGCUCAGCGCGAGCCGAUCUCUAUCCGAGGCCAAACUCAAACCGCAAUAUAUGCAGUGAGAACCAUAUUCAGCAUCUUUGGAAGCCUUCUUGUAGGCUUUGGACUCAGUUCACCGCCCUAUGGAGGAGAUUUUGCGUUUGGUAUCAGCUUUCCAAUGUGCUCGCUUGUGCUGGCCGUGUGCUGCGUACCAGUGCUCCCCUUGACUUGGUACUAUGUCUCUGAAGAACGGGUGGAGAGUCCGGAGCUGUGCAAAUACAUGAGCGAUUUAUGGAUUACAAUGCAGAGCCGAGCGGUUUACCAAGUGAUCGCCUACAACUUCUUUUCCGGGGUGCUUGGUGGUAUCAGCUACGUAGCUUCCGAUCCAGUUACGAUGUAUUGGGCCCGUGCAACGAGUUUUAACAUCUCGGUAUCGCAGGUUAUUGCUUCUGGUGUAACCGCAUGUACACUGACCUUCAUGGGUCGCUAUGGACUGGGCUGGGACUGGCGCUUUGUUAUUAUCGUCACCACACUGUCAGUGGUCGCACUUGAUUCCGUGUGCACAUUACUUACAACAUGGGACGUCGUGCGCAAUCAGUGGUUCUGGCUAGGCUUGCCUAUUGUGGAAACUAUACUGUCCAGCGUGAACUUUAUCGUGUCAAGCUUUGUUGUUGUGGAACUGGUCGACAAGGGUAAUGAAGCCGCCAUCUACGGACUCUUGACGACGGUCGGCAAUCUGAGCAAUCCAUUUUCGGCCACGCUCACCAAGGCGAUCGAUGAUAAGUUUGCCGUCAAUAAUCGUGACAUCCUAAAUGAUUCGAAAGCCACUCGCAGAGACGUCACGAUUGUUGUGCUCAUUGCAUAUGCUUGCAAGUUGCUCUCGCUGCUGUUUCUUGGUCUCCUACCGAGACAAAAGGCCCAGACUCAAGAACUAAAGAACAGUGGCCAACGUAGCAAGUUGCUUGCUGGAAUGACCAUCGCUUACUGUACGUUCGCAUUGACCUGGUCGCUUGUAAUUAACCUGUUGGGCAUAUUCGAUAGCACGAGGUGUCUAAAAAUCGUAGGGGGCUGUUAA
Messenger RNA from Peronospora matthiolae, 1692 nucleotides. The record is from the annotation of a GenBank genome assembly. NCBI's taxonomy places the organism in Eukaryota, Oomycota, Peronosporomycetes, Peronosporales, Peronosporaceae.